UGCAACCUCUUGCGUGACGUCAUCAGAAGAGCGACAGCAGAACCAUCUACCCAGGCUGCUUUACAAGUGUGCUUGCUGUUAUACACAAAUAUGGUGAAAUCUGGAAAAUUAAAAUCUGGAGCCUCAUCAAAACUAAAGCGAUGGAAGAAAGGACACAGCAGUGACUCGAAUCCCCAGACUAGCAGAUUUAGACAAGCUGCCAAAAGCCGCUUCUUCAGCCGCCCCUCGGGGAAGAGUGACCUGACCGUAGAUGCUCUCAAACUGCAUAAUGAUUUGCAGUCAGGGCCCCUGGAGCAAGGUAGUGGUGGCCGGGGAAAUGCCUGUAUGGAGGAGACAGCAGAGGAGGCACUAUCGGAUAGGAGUGCAGGGACAUUUCUUAGUGGGUUGUCGGACUGCUCAAACCUCACCUUCAGAAAGGUGCAACGCUUUUGGGAGUCCAACUCAGCCGCCCACAAAGAGAUCUGUGCGGUGCUGGCUGCCGUGACCGAGGUGAUCCGCAGUUAUGGGGGAAAGGAGACUGAGACGGAGUAUUUUGCUGCUCUGAUGACCACCUUGGAAGCGGUGGAGUCAGAUGAGUCUUUAGCAGCCGUAGCCUACCUGCUCAACCUGGUCAUGAAACGGGUCCCAGCACCUGUGUUGAUUUCGAAAUUCUCGGACACGGCCAAAGCUCUGAUGGAUGUCAUGUCCAACCAUGCCAGCUCGGAGUCGGCUGCAGCACUGCGAUGGGUCCUGUCAUGCCUUUCCACUCUGUUGAGGAAGCAGGACGUAACGGUGUGGAGUUACUCAUCCACUUUGCAGGUGUAUCAUGGUCUGCUCAGCUUCACCGUCCACAGCAAGCCCAAGGUCCGUAAAGCGGCACAGCAUGGCGUGUGUUCCAUCCUGAGAGGCAGCGACUUCCUGUUUACAGAGAACGCUCCGGCCCACCACCCUGCAGCCGAAACCACGGCCAAGUUCUGCAUCAGAGAAAUUGAACAGGCAGGAGGCAGUAAGGAGGAUGUCACCACACUGCACAUUCUGGGUCUCCUGAAGGACCUCAUUGUCACCUUCCCUCUCUGUGCAGUCAAGUCCUGCUGUGAGACCCUGCUUCGGGUCAUGACCCUGAGCCACGUGUUGGUGACAGCGUGUGCCAUGCAGGCCUUCCAUAAGCUGUUCAGUGGGAAACCCAACCCUUCCACCUUGUCAGCAGAACUCAGCGCUCAGAUCAUCACAGCCCUCUAUGACUAUCUGCCCAGUGGGAAUGACCUGCAGCCUCUGCUAGCCUGGCUGGCCGUCAUGGAGAAAGCCCACGUCUACCUGGCCAGUGUUCAGUCACCUCUGAGUCUGGGCCACUUCCCUCGCCUCUUCGCCACGGCCGUUUCCUGCCUCCUGUCACCUCAUUCACAGGUCGUCUCUGCUGCCACCAACACGCUCAAGACUCUGCUCUCGGAGUGCGUGGCUCCUCACAUGGAGGAUAUCGGCCCUGUCGGCUCUGGCGCGUCCUCCGGAAACCCGGCCUAUGUCUGCAAAGUCUUCCGUAUCGUUGAGGAGGGUCUGUCCUAUCGUUUCCACGCCGCCUGGCCGUUCGUUCUGCAGUUGCUGGGCUGCUUCUACAAAGCAGCGGGGAAAUACGCCCAUCCCGUUAUGACCAAGUCUCUCCAGGCCUUAGCCGACCUGCGGGCCACCCCUAGGUUCCCGUUCUGCGGGGAGCUGGACCUAGCUGUUGGCGGCGCCGUGGAAAGCAUGGGACCUGAGGUAGUGCUGACCGCGGUGCCACUCAACAUCACUGGACAGGAGGAUGAUAUGGAGUUUCCCCGUAGUUGGUUGAUCCCUGUCAUACGUGAUCAUGUUAAGAACACACACCUGGCUUACUUCACGUCAUACCUCCUACCACUCGCUGUCACACUCCGAGAAAGAGCUGAGGAGCUGGAAAAGGCUGGCCAGAAGUUGGAGGCUAAAGUUUACAAGACCGUACAGCUACAGAUCUGGACUAUGCUGCCAGGGUUCUGUCUGGGUCCACUGGACCUGAUGGUGUCGUUUAAAGGCAUAGCAAGGGCACUGGGCAUGGCCAUCAAUGAACGUCCAGACUUAAGACUGACCAUCUGCCAGGCCAUACGCACUGUCAUCACCAAGGGCUGUAACACAGAUGAAGAGAAGGCAGAGGUAGGCCGUUUCGCCAAGAACUUCCUGCCCAUCCUCUUCAACGUGUACAGUCAGCAACCUGCUCCUGGAGACAGCGCUCCCUACAGGAUGGCCGUCUUAGACACUAUUAAAGUCUACCUGAGUGUGACAGACCAACAGAUGGUAUGUACCUUCCUGUCAAAAGCUACAGAGAGACUCAGUAGCCCGGACUGUACCGAGUUCAUACGGUUGGCAGUCAUGGACCUGGUGGUUGCCAUGGCGCCCUGUGUCGACGAGGUCACCAUGAGUCAGACCUUUGAUCUGAUAAAGCCGUACCUUGAGAUGAAAGAGCCACACAUGCAGAAGAAGGCCUACCGCGUGUUGGAGGAGAUGUGCGGAGGGGAGAGAGAGCAGUGUACAGCGUUUAUUCUUUCUCACCUCGAGACGCUCAAACACGUUCUCCUGGGGGCACUGAAGAACGCGUCCUCUCCUGCCAAGAGGCCCAGACUAAAGUGCCUGAUCCACAUUGUGAAGCAGCUGAGCGAAGAACACAAAGACUUCAUCACUGCUCUGCUACCAGAGGUAAUCAUAUGUACCAAGGAGGUGUCGGUCGGUGCUCGUAAGAGUGCCUACACCCUUCUGGUGGAGAUGGGCAAUGCCUUCAUCAGGUUCUACGGCGAUGCCAACGAAGCCCUGGAGAAGUUCCUGCUGCUGGUGUAUGUGGGGCUGACCGGCUCGGUCACCAUGAUUACCUGCACCGUCCUGGCUCUCACCCGGCUGGUCUUUGAGUACAAAGACUCUAUAGACAUGGGGACGAUGGAGCAGCUCCUUCACAACGUGUGUCUGCUACUGACUUCUCGGACCCGGGAGAUUGUCAAAGCAGCACUCAGCUUCGUCAAGGUCAUCAUCUUCGUCAUGGACCCCAAGACAUUGGCUGGACACAUCACCGUCGUGAUGGAAGGGAUCGGGAACAUCAGGGAGGACGUUAGAAGACACUUCAGGACAAAACUGAAGAACAUUUUCACCAAGUUAAUCAGGAAGUUUGGCUUUGAGUUGGUGAAAAGCAUGCUGCCUGCAGAGCACCAUAAGGUGUUGGGGAACAUACGUAAAGCUGAGGCCAGAACAAAGAGGUCAAAACUGGCCAGCGAAGAUCACGACGACUCGGACAGUGAUGACGAGAAACCCAGGGGCAGGAGCGUGAGUAUUGAGGAGAUCUUGGCAGAGUCAGACUCUGACAUGUCAGACGAUGAAAGGCCCAAGGGAGCCAAGACCCAGAAUAAGCCUGCCAGGCAGAAGGGGCAGGCCUGGCUGAAGGAGGGACAUGGAGACGAACCACUCAACUUCCUGGACCCCACUGUCUCGCAGAGGGUCCUGGCCACCAACCCGGAUGUAAAGAAGCGGUCAAAGGUUCAACACGGCUUCAAGGUCACUUCAGAUGGAAGACUGAUCAUCAAAGAGGAGGAUGACGAGGGAGAAAAAGCUAAAAAUGAAGAUGGAGAGAUGAAAGACAUCCUUGAAGAGGCCGGAGUAAAGAGUGUUAAAACCAAGAAGAGGAAUUUCCAGGACACUCACUACGACGAUGAUAUGGAGAUUGACCGCGAGCAGAAAUACAAAGCUGGAGGCUCAGGGAUUCACAGACCCCUGGGGGGAAGCAGAGACCUGGGGGGAGAUUACAAGGCCAAGAAGGGGAAAGGAGAUGUGAAGAGGAAAGGAAAGGUGGAUCCCUAUGCUUACAUCCCUCUGAAGAAAGCCCAGCUCAACCGCAGGAAGAAGGCAAAGAUGCAGGGCCAGUUUAAGGGGAUGGUGAGAGGUGCCCAGAAGGGGGCACUGUCUGGGAAGAAGCAGAGAACCAAGAGGAGAACCUGAAAAGGUUCCACCCUGUUGAAAGUGUGUUUGUGUCUGUCCUGUCUGCCUUGUUGUUCACACAGGUUUUUGAAUUGAUGUGGAGAAUAUACAGUGCAUUGUUCAGACGUAACCCACCACAAAACGGGCAGUUCUUGUCAGUCAACAAGAAUCAGAGUGAGAAACGGAACGAGAAGGGGACUUGAAAAGAGGGCUUAAAAAAUGUUUUUCCCCCAUUGACCUUUCACUCAAUCACACAAAGGACACUGACUUGUUCAGUCUAUCAGUUGCAACAAGUGACAUGCUGUCCAAGUAUGUACAGAUGGAUUUACAUCUGUUGGAAAUGUAUUUAUGUACCCAGCUUCAAACGACAGAACAAACAGGGAAAAAUGCUUGUUAUUGAUCUGUUUGAUCGCUAGAUGGCGAUAUAGAUUACGUUUGAAUGUGCAAUACGAGCGAUUGGUUGAAUUUCCUGUAUUCAAAAAUGUGGAUUUUAUGUAUUAAACCAUUAAUUAAA
Messenger RNA from Esox lucius (northern pike), 4456 nucleotides. It is a transcript of the gene rrp12, whose product is annotated as ribosomal RNA processing 12 homolog. Lineage: Eukaryota; Metazoa; Chordata; Actinopteri; Esociformes; Esocidae. The coding region runs from base 91 to 3963 and encodes 1290 amino acids. The transcript has 34 exons. The record is from RefSeq and is a predicted model, not a curated record.